Danaus chrysippus (African queen) is the source of this 1656-nucleotide messenger RNA. The record is from the annotation of a GenBank genome assembly. Lineage: Eukaryota; Metazoa; Arthropoda; Insecta; Lepidoptera; Nymphalidae.
AUGCCUUUCAAACCCGCAGACAACCCCAAAUGUCCGAAAUGUGGCAAAUCCGUGUACGCCGCUGAAGAGCGCGUGGCCGGAGGGCUCAAAUGGCACAAGAUGUGCUUCAAAUGUGGUCUCUGCCAAAAGUUGCUGGACUCCACCAACUGUUCAGAGCACGAAGGUGAACUUUACUGCAAAGUAUGCCACGCCCGCAAAUUCGGACCCAAAGGUUACGGCUUCGGCGGUGGUGCUGGCUGCCUGUCCAUGGACACCGGUGACCAUCUUAAAGCUGAGAACGCGGGCGUACGAACUAAUGGCGCCUGCUUGGAGUCUCGUGUGAUAGCUAAGGCUCCCCCUGGUGAGGGAUGUCCACGAUGUGGUGGAUGUGUUUACGCUGCCGAGCAAAUGUUGGCUCGUGGAAGGGCCUAUCAUAAAAGAUGCUUCAAAUGCCUUAAUUGCCACAAGUCUCUUGACUCAAUGACGCAUUGUGAUGGACCAGACAAAGAAUUAUAUUGUCGAGGUAUUUUAGCGUGGCAUAAGGAGUGCUUCAAGUGCGGUGACUGCCAAAAGCGUUUGGACUCCACCAACUGUUGCGAGGGCUCAGACAAAGAUAUUUACUGCAAAGUGUGUUAUGGAAAGAAGUUUGGGCCUAAAGGAUAUGGUUAUGGCAAGGGAGCAGGUGUUCUGCAGAGUGACCCUUACGCCAAUGGGGGUGUUGGACACGGGGGAAUAUCAUCCUUGGGACUAGUAUGUGAUUUAAAGGACAAGGAAUGGCAGAGCGAUCUUGCUCCAAGGACAACGGUGAUUGACACAGCCGCUAUCAAAGCUCCCCCUGGUAAGGGAUGCCCAAGAUGUGGUGGCGUCGUCUUCGCCGCUGAACAGGUGCUAGCUAAGGGUCGUGAAUGGCAUCGCAAGUGUUUCAAAUGCCGCGAUUGCCACAAGACUCUUGAUUCUAUCAUCGCUUGUGAUGGACCCGACUCCGAUGUUUAUUGCAAGACUUGCUACGGAAAGAAAUGGGGACCUCAUGGCUACGGUUUCGCCUGUGGUUCUGGAUUCCUUCAAACUGACGGCUUGACCGAGGAAGAGAUUUCUGCAAACCGCCCGUACUACAAUCCAGACACUACAUCAAUCAAGGCUCCCAAGGGCCAGGGUUGCCCAAGAUGUGGUGGCAUGGUAUUUGCAGCUGAACAGCAACUGGCUAAGGGAACGAUGUGGCAUAAGAAGUGUUUCAACUGUGCCGAAUGCCACCGUCCAUUGGAUUCCAUGCUCGCAUGUGAUGGCCCCGACAAGGAGAUCCACUGUCGUGCUUGUUAUGCCAAACUGUUUGGACCUAGAGGCUUCGGAUAUGGUCACGCCCCUACUCUAGUGUCUACUGACACAGACCCACAUAUCACUUACACUGAACAAAUGCCCUUCACGGGUCCCAAAGCAGCAAAGGGUCAAGGCUGCCCUCGAUGUGGAUUCCCUGUAUAUGCCGCUGAACAGAUGAACUCUAAAAACGGCACAUGGCACAAACGGUGCUUCUCAUGUGCAGACUGCCACAGAUCUCUUGAUUCCACUAACUUGUGUGAUGGGCCCAAUGGUGAAAUUUACUGUCGUGGAUGCUACGGUCGCAACUUCGGACCCAAAGGUGUUGGAUUCGGAUUGGGUGCAGGCACAUUGACCAUGGCUUAA